Messenger RNA from Knipowitschia caucasica, 3387 nucleotides. The record is from the annotation of a GenBank genome assembly. NCBI's taxonomy places the organism in Eukaryota, Metazoa, Chordata, Actinopteri, Gobiiformes, Gobiidae.
AUGGAGAGCCUUUCCAAACCACGUCUGACGCCAAAACCUUUCAGUCUACAAAACACCUGCCUGAGGUCUUUCAGUGCCCCCAGAGCUCCUGCAGGCACCUCCUCUUCAUGUGACCGGGGCACCUCCUCCUCACGAGACCCGGACAGUACCAAUAUAGCUACACCUCCUGCAGCUAACCUGAGCACCUCCUCCUCACAUGACCUGGGCACCUCCUUACGUGACCAAGGUCCCUCCUCUUCACCUGACCCAGGCACCUCCUUACCGGACCAAGGUCCCUCCUCUUCACCUGACCCAGGCACCUCCUUACGAGACCAAGGUCCCUCCUCCUCACCUAACCCGGGCACCUCCUUACGUGACCAAGGUCCCUCCUCCUCACCUAACCCGGGCACCUCCUUACAUGACCAAGGUCCCUCCUCUUCACCUAACCCGGGAACCUCCUUACUUGACCAAGGUCCCAUCUCUUCACCUAACCCGGGCACCUCCUUACCUGACCAAGGCUCCUCCUCUUCACCUGACCCAGGCACCUCCUUACCUGACCAAGGUUGCAUCUCUUCACCUAACCCGGGCACCUCCUUAGGCGACCAAGGCUCCUCCUCUUCAUCUGACACGUACACAUCCUUGCAUGACCAAGGUUCCUCCUCUUCACUAGACCCGUACACCUCCUUAUGUGACCAAGGCUCCUCAUCUUCAUCUGACCCGGGCCCCUCCUCAGGUGACCCAAGCACCUACUCACCUGACCAAAGCACCUCCUCAUCAUGUUACCCAGACAUUGAUGUAUUUGACUCCACAAAUUCUCAAUUUAAGUUGAAACCAGCUCCUCCUGAAGUCCUGAAGGAGACAGAGGAAGUCAAACAAGAGGAGGAGUCAAUGGAACCUAGAGUAGGAGGACCACAGUCCGAGGAGAAGGAAGUGCAGGGUCCAAACACGUCACCACGCAGGCGCAGCAGGAGCCGACUCUCCGCUGAGCUCCUGUCCAUAUUUGAAAGUGGAGCUUCAAGCGUUCAGAUGAGAGAGGAGGAGGUGGCAGGUGCAGAGGAGGUGACCAAACAGAUGAAACGAACUGCAAGUGUUGAGAGACGAGCGGAGGUGGUGGCAGGAGCAGAGGAGGUGGCCAAACAGAUGAACGGAACUCUGAGUGUUGAGAGAAGAGAGGAGGAGGUGGCAGGAGCAGAGGAGGUGGCCAAUGAGAUGAACGGAACUUUGAGUGUUGAGAGAAGAGAGGAGGAGGUGGCAGGAGCAAGGGGGGUGACCAAACAGAUGAACGGAACUUUGAGUGUUGAGAGAAGAGAGGAGGAGGUGGAAGGAGCAGAGGAGAUGGCAGGAGGAGACAAGGUGUUCAAACAGAGGAACCAAGAUUUGAACAUUCAAAGGGAGGAGGUGGCAGGAGACGAUUGGUUCAAACAGAUGAAUGGAGCUUCAAACCUUCAGGGGAGAGAGGAGGGAGAGGCAGGAGGCCAAGAGAUGUUCAAACACAGGAACAAAGCUUUGACCAUUCAUAGAGAGGAGGAGGUAGGAGGAGGCGAUAAGGUGACCAAAGCGGAGGAGGUGUUCAAACAGAGGAACGGAAGACGGCGCACUGUACGGUUCGGAUUAGUCGAGACCGACGACGGAGAACCUCCCUUUAUGUUGGGAGAAACAAGUGACGAGGAGGAGGAGGACGAGGAGGAGGAGGAGGAACAGCGAAGCCACCAGGAGUUUGAACUGAGACGCAAGAUAGAGGAGAGAGAGGAUGUGAAGGAGGAGCAGGAGGCAAAAAAAGAGCAGAAGGAAGCAGAGAGAAUGAAGAACAAGCUGGAGGAGGAGCAGAGGAAGACAUAUGAGGAGCAGAAGAAAAUACAGGAGGAGCAGAGGAGGAGACAGGAGGAGCAGAGGGAGAUACAGGAAGAGCAGAAGAGGAGGCAGGAGGAGGAGAGGGAGAGACUUGAAUUUGAACUAAGACAUAAGAGAGAUGAGGUGCAGAACGAAGCAGAGAAAAUUAAGACACAACAGAAGAACAAGCUGGAGGAGGAGCAGAGGAGGAGGCAGGAGAAGCAGAGGGAGACAUUUGAGAUUGAACUGAGACAUAAGAAAGAGGAGGUGAAUGAGAUACGGGAGGAACAGAAAAGGAGGCAAAAGGAGCAGAGAAGGAGACAGGAGGUUGAACUGAGAGAUGAAGCAGAUGAUAAAGAAGAGGUGAACGAUGAGCAGGAGGAUAAGGAGAUCAGAGAGGAGGUGAAAGAGCAGAGCCUGCUGGAAGAUGAACCCAAGGCGAAGAUGAUGGAUGAGAUAGAUAUAGAACGAAGGAAGAGGCUGGAGGAGGUGGAGAGACGGAGGCAGGAGCAGGAACAGAGGAGGAGGCAGGAAGAGCAGAGGCAGAAACUUGAGGAGGAGCAGAGAAGGAGGCAGAAGGAGAUGCAGAUACAUGUGGUUUUUGACGAUUUCUCUGUGAGGAAGUCAACCACCGCUCCUUCGAAGGACAUCAACUUUGAAGGAGCGGGCGUUGAAGACUAUUCAGUCAAACCAAGACGAGGAGGUGCAAAACAGAAGAAAAGAGAGGGGGAGGAGCUGAGGAGGAGAGACGAGCAGGAGCAAAGGGGGAGAGAAGAGGAGGAGCGAAGGAGGAAGGAGGAGCAGAGGAGAAGAGUGGAGGAGGAGCAGAUAAGGAGAGAGGAGGCAGCGCAGAGGAGGAGAGAGGAGGAAGAGCAGAGGAGGAGAGAGGAGGAAGAGCAGAGAAUGAGAGAGGAGGAAGAGGAGAGGAGGAGAGAGGAGGAAGAGCAGAGGAGGAGAGAGGAGGAGCAGAAGAGGAGGGAAGAACAUGAAAACAAAACAAAAGAAGAAUACAGACAAAAAGUGGAGGAGCAGAGGACGAGAGACCUGGUGGAGAUCAAGGACUCUUACAGGAGUGAGGAGAAGCAGGAGUUGCAGCAGGAGUUGCAGCAGGAGUUAGAGCAGGAGUUGCAGCAGGAGUUAGAGCAGGAGUUGCAGCAGGAGUUACAUCAUGAGAAUGACACAAGAGGAGAAGCAGAGGAGGAGCUACAGGAGAAGGAGGGGCUACAGGAGAAGAAGCAGGAGGAGACAGUGAAGGAGGAGCCAGAGGAGGAGCCCACUGAGACUCACAGAGAUCCUCCAACAGAGAGGCCAGCAUUGUUCCCUGAGAUGUCGUCUCUUCUCGACUCCAAAGUUCAGAAGUUUAAAGUGGAUUUGGGCCGAAGGAGGACCAGGAUCAGGACACCUCCAUCUCUCCGUCUGAAGACCAGAGACCAGCAGGAGGAGGUUCAGCAGGACACACAGCAGGAGGAGGGGAUGCGACACAACAGAUCUGACUCGUCUCCUGUUUGGUUUCAAGCUCUGAAGAACAAAACACAUCAACAGCACCUCAUCCCACCUCCUCCAGCCUUCUCCACAUAA